Molecule: messenger RNA, 1222 nt
Organism: Humulus lupulus (European hop)
Lineage: Eukaryota; Viridiplantae; Streptophyta; Magnoliopsida; Rosales; Cannabaceae
Product: NADPH HC-toxin reductase 1-like
Exons: 5
Coding region: 31-1062 (343 amino acids)
Molecular function (GO): oxidoreductase activity, acting on the CH-OH group of donors, NAD or NADP as acceptor
Source: RefSeq, a predicted model, not a curated record
UACAUUACUCAUGUCAUAUGCAGAUCGACAAUGGAGAAGCAGAUUCAAAAUGGGUGCAAAGUAUGCGUCACAGGAGGCGCAGGCUACAUCGCCUCUUGGCUCAUCAACAAGCUCUUACACAGAGGAUAUACUGUACAAGCCACUCUCCGCAACCUAGAUGAUGAUUCGAAGGUGGGACUAUUGAAGAGCUUUCCUGGAGCCGAGACAAGAUUAGCGCUGUUCAAAGCUGAUAUUUACAGUCCGGCUGAGUUUGACAAUGCCAUUCAAGGCUGUCAUUAUGUAUUCCAUGUCGCAACUCCUCUGUCCCAUACAGACCCAUCUCAGUACAAAAACACAAGUGAAGCUUGUGUUGCUGCGGCGAAGAGUGUAGCUAUGUGUUGUGUAAGAUCAGGAACCGUAAAGCGACUAAUCUACACAGCCUCGGUGGUCGCUGCAUCACCCUUAAAAGAAGACGGAACUGGUUUCAAGGACUUGAUGGACGAAACUUGUUGGUCCACUUUCAAUUUUUCAACUCCUUACACCAAUGAUCAUCUUGAGGCGUACCUAUACUCAAAGACAAUGGCGGAAAAAGAAUUACUAAGCUUGGGAUUAAAUGGAGAUGGAGGGAAAAUGGAGGUGGUAACACUUGCAUGUGGGCUUGUUGGAGGAGAUACUGUUUUACCUUACACACCACUAACCAUGGCUUUGUUUAUUUCUCAACUCACAAACAAUGAAACACAUUACAAAACCCUCAAGUAUUUGGAAGAGUUGCUUGGAAAGGUACCUGUGGUACACAUUGAUGAUGUUUGUGAAGCCCAUAUUUUUUGCAUGGAGACUCCUCACUCACUCCAUGGUAGAUUCUUAUGCGCCACUUCUUACAUCUCAUCUGCCCAAAUUGCCACUUAUUAUCAACAAAACUACCCUCAACUUCAUGUCAAUAAAAAGUACUUGGAAGGGCCCGAUAGGACUAUAGAGUUGGAUUCCUCUAAGCUUAUUGAGAAGGGCUUUAUAUACAAGUACAAUACCGAUAUGAUAUUGGAUGGUUGCAUCAGUUGUGCCACAAGAAUGGGCGAUCUAAUCUAGUAAUGCUACUGUAUUUUUAUUUUUUUAAUUACUAAUUAUGUGAAAGUUUUCUUAAAUUGAAUGUAAGGUUUAAUAAUUGGCUGGAGAUUAAUGUGUGUGGUGGACAUGAAUUUUAUUUAGGCUGGAACCGAUUAAUAUAUAUAAAGUGGAACAUAUCAAA